Messenger RNA from Impatiens glandulifera, 2326 nucleotides. Its product is annotated as potassium transporter 26-like. NCBI's taxonomy places the organism in Eukaryota, Viridiplantae, Streptophyta, Magnoliopsida, Ericales, Balsaminaceae. Gene Ontology annotation, cellular component: membrane. The record is from RefSeq and is a predicted model, not a curated record. The transcript has 4 exons. Gene Ontology annotation, biological process: potassium ion transmembrane transport. Gene Ontology annotation, molecular function: potassium ion transmembrane transporter activity. The coding region runs from base 1 to 2193 and encodes 730 amino acids.
AUGGACGAUCAUGGAGAUAUCGUGAAUAGCGGUGGCGGCGUGGUGGAGGAGGCGGAGAGGGACCUGGAGAGUUUGCCCAAUAAUAAUUCUGAGUCCGCCGGCUGUUUGUCAAGAGACGUAAGCUUUGGUGCUAAGUACCAGCCCGCUGUAAAGGAUCGCAAGGUAUACACGGGUUGGCAGACGUGGGUAUUGGCUUACCAGAGUUUGGGAGUGGUGUACGGGGACAUCGGAACGUCGCCGUUGUACGUGAUUUCUUCCGUCCAGUUGGAGAAUAUUCCGACGGAGGCGGAUUUCUUGGGGAUUAUGAGUCUCAUUUUCUGGACUCUCACUUUACUUCCUCUCAUCAAAUACGUUUUCAUCGUUCUCCGCGCCGACGAUCACGGCGAGGGUGGUACUUUUGCUCUCUAUUCUUUCCUCUGCCGCCACCUCAACUUCCGGACCAAACUCACCAUCCAGAACACCCGCCUUGACUCAGAUUCAAACAAGAGUUUCUACACUCAAACAACUGGAAGGCUCAAGUCCAAGACAAAAGGCUUCAUUGAGAACAGCGUUGUGGUUCAAUCUGUGCUCACCUUUGUAGUCCUACUUGGAACUUGCAUGGUCAUUGGGGACGGUGCUCUCACUCCGGCCACCAGUGUUCUGUCAGCUCUUCAAGGCAUACAAUCACUUUCUCACCGUAUAACACAGGAUUAUGUUAUCCUGAUAUCGGUGGUGCUCUUAAUCAUCCUGUUCGGGUUCCAGAGAUUCGGGACAAGCAAAGUGGGAUUCUCGUUCUCCCCGAUCAUGCUCUUGUGGUUCACUUUUAACUGUCUUAUAGCCAUUUACAACAUCACCAAAUUCUACCCUUCAAUCUUCAAAGCCCUGUCUCCUUCCUAUGCCGUCACUUUCUUCUCGAGAAACGGUUACGUCGGAUUCAAGGCUCUCGGCGCCAUCUUCUUAUGCACUACCGGCGCUGAAGCCAUGUUUGCUGAUCUCGGCCAUUUCAACAAAAGAUCAAUCCAGUUUGCCUUCUCUUUGUUGGUGUACCCCUCCUUGGUCCUGACCUACGCGGGAGAAACGGCUUUCUUGAUCAAGCACCCGGGUGAUGUCAGCACGGCCUUCUAUAGUUCCAUACCCAAACCGGUCUACUGGCCCAUGUUUGUCGUCUCCACCUUAGCCGCCAUUGUUGCUAGUCAAUCCAUGAUCUCCGCAAGCUUCUCCAUCGUCAAGCAAUCUUUAGCACUGGGCUGCUUUCCGCGCGUCAACAUUAAGCACACCUCGUCCAAGUACGAGGGACAAGUUUACUCACCGGAAGUAAACUUCAUGAUCGCAGUCAUCUGCAUCGCUCUGGUCGUGGGUUUUCGAAACGGAACUCAAAUUGGAAACGCUUACGGUGUGGUGGUUAUAUGGGUGAUGAUCAUAACCACGUGUCUAGUGACUCUAGUGAUGUUGGUCAUAUGGGACACCAACGUUUUCCUAAUCGCGUCCUUCUUCAUCCCGUUCGUGAUUCUCGAAGGUAUUUUCAUGGUUUCUCUUCUCAACAAGAUUCCGCAAGGGGGAUGGGCUCCGUUUGCAAUCUCGGCUUUCUUUUUAGUGAUCAUGUUGUCUUGGACGUACGGUAGGAGCAAGAAGACGGCGUACGAUGCAGAGAGAAAGAUGUCGACUUCUGAACUCGUCGAUAUAUUGUCGAAAAAGGAAACCAGCCGGCCACCAGGGAUUUGUUUCUUCUGUACAGAUCUAGUGAACGGGAUUCCACCGAUAAUCAGACAUUAUAUUCAGCAUACGAAUUCUGUUCGGGAGACUCUGGUCAUUUUGACACUAAGAACUCUCCCGAUCAAGACUGUUCUUCCUCAAGAACGCUUUGACGUUGGGAAGUUGGGGGUUGACGGGGUUUACAGGUGCAUUGUUGAGUUUGGGUAUAAGGAUUCGCAAAGUAUGGAGGGCGAAGACUUUGUUGGGUCUGUAGUCGACAAGCUAAAAGAGAUUGCAACUUCACGAGAAGAACUGAUACGACUUGAGAUGGGAAAAGAGAGUGGGGUCGUGUUUGUUACGGGGAGAACCAUUUUGAAGUCGGAUAAAAAGAACGGUUGGCUAGGUCACAUAGCUAUAUCUUAUCUUUAUAGGUUCUUUCAGAAGAAUUGCAGGUCUGCAGUUUCAAGCCUUAGGGUUCCUCCGGGGAAGACGAUUCAAGUGGGGAUGCUCUACGAAAUAUAGGAAACUUGUCAUAUGUAUCUGGUUCUUGUAUAAUAAUAAACCUUGAUUAACAAUUAAAAUAAUCUGGUUUUUGUUUUUAUAAGAUAAAAAUGUUGACAAAUUUGUGGAAUAAAAACAGAAUCCUUAUCUCUGU